CUAGAAAGGUGGGUUGAAAAAUUUGUGUAUUUAGACUUGGUUAGUGAUCCGUUUCUUUCGACAUUUCCGUCGGUAGCUGAUCAACCAGACAUGAUCAACUUAGUACGAUCACUUUGGGCAACGCGAGCAAAAGCAUUAAGCAAUAAGGCAAGUUUAAAAAUUGCAGAAGAAGAAGAAACUUUGGAGUUUAAAAAGCUAUACAUGCGCAGUGUCUUUAUAAUACAUAAGACACUGGCACUUCCGAAAUACAAUUUAAAAAAUUCGACAGAUCUUGCAAAACGUCACGUGGCUUUAAAAUCGCUGGUCGAGCAGUAUUACUUAAAUCAAAAUGUCGUCAAAUUUUUAUCGUUGCACAAAUGCAAGCCAAUUAAUGUUUUUGAUUACACAGUUGAUUUAGUUGGACCGCAUGCUAUCGAUUAA
Messenger RNA from Enterobius vermicularis (human pinworm), 420 nucleotides. The record is from the annotation of a GenBank genome assembly. NCBI's taxonomy places the organism in Eukaryota, Metazoa, Nematoda, Chromadorea, Rhabditida, Oxyuridae.